Messenger RNA from Daphnia pulex (common water flea), 4807 nucleotides. Its product is annotated as zinc finger and BTB domain-containing protein 14-like. The transcript is spliced from 4 exons. Gene Ontology annotation, cellular component: nucleus. Bases 682 to 2460 code for a protein of 592 amino acids. Gene Ontology annotation, biological process: regulation of transcription by RNA polymerase II. The record is from RefSeq and is a predicted model, not a curated record. Gene Ontology annotation, molecular function: protein binding. Lineage: Eukaryota; Metazoa; Arthropoda; Branchiopoda; Diplostraca; Daphniidae.
CAGCGACCCCUAACCGUGUGUGUGUGUGUGUGGAUGCGGGUUUGAACGUUCGUUGAGUCUCUCACAGUCUGUGGGCAGCAGGGACAUCCCUCGGUUGUCUGCAACCCCCUUCUACACACACACACCCCCAUCUAUAUUCGAAAAUAUUUUCAAUCUUUUACACAAAUGUUAACUUGAAAAUUGAUUUUUCAGUUAGUUGGCAAAUUCUACUUGCCUAGUGUCUAGUGUGUGUAAGCGUGUGGAUUUGUUACCGGCGUGAAACAACAACAGUUUUUCGAAAAAUAUUAUUUUACAUCCACCCCUCCAUUCUGAGUUUAACGCCGCUAGAGUGUGUGUGUGUGUGUGUGUUGGCGUUUUUGUCUAUCUCUGGGAUUAUAUAUUUUUACUACACGUUAAAAACUUGCAGUUUAUUCUCACAGAUGGAGUAGCCAUCAACGUCAACAAUACGAAAAGACACGCAUUUGAAAAAAAGAAACGACGUUUUCCAUUGAAAUCAUUCGAUUCGAGGAUUUACUUUCAUUUUUUGAACUGUGGAAUAUACUUUUCUCGGUGCUCCUGUCGUCUCUUACUAGAAGAGAAAGAAGAAAAAGGAACAAAGAGAGGUUCAUUCCCCUCACGCCACAUGCAGCCCGGAUCCUUGGCCAGCUUCAUUGGACCAGCUACAAGGAUCAGGCAACCGCCAUGGCCCAUCAGGCCGCAAGUAACAACCGGGAUGAAGGGGGAGGAUCGACAGAAGAGGACAGCGUCCUUCGCCUUCGAUGGAACAGCCAUGUGGAGAGUUUGCAGCAGCUCUUCGAAAACCUUCUUGAGCAGCAGCUCUUUGUCGACGUGACCCUAGCCUGCGAAGGUGGCUCACUCAAGGCCCACAGGGUCAUGCUCUCUGCUUGCUCCACUUACUUCAGACGUGUCCUCCACGAGGCUGGUUCCAAGAACCCAGUCAUCAUCAUGAGAGAUGUCUCUUACACGGAAAUGGACUUUAUCCUGCAAUUCAUCUAUCGUGGGGAGAUUCACGUGCCAGAGGCCAGGCUUCCCUCUCUGCUGAAAACAGCCAGGCUGUUGGAAAUCAGGGGACUGUCAGACAAGUUAGACCAGCCAUUUGACGAAACCAAACCCAGUGAGACAGAGAAACGAAAGAGAAGGAAUAGUGAUGAAGCCAUCAAUGGGUUUCACAGUCCUCCACACUCACCACAAGUCAACGGCAAAGCCAAGAAAUCCACUCAAUCCAUGACCAAAGAAGAAGACCUAGAAAACGAAGAAAUGGAUUCUGAUUUUGAUGAAACUGAUCACGGCCCAAUGAACAACGGACACAAUAAUCAUCAUUCGAAAAACGAAUGUAUGGACCAAAGAUUGACACCACCGACACCUCUGGAUCUGAGUAACGGCGAGAUUGGCGCCAGUGACGAAGAAAAUGAAGUUCCCAGUGGCCAACAAUCUGACAAGAAGAUUGCAGCAUCUCCAGUCCCAGUGCUGGUCAAAUGCGAAGCUGCAGAACUCAACCAAUCACAGCAAGGAGUUGACGAAGAAGAUGAUGAUGAAGAGGAUGAAACUGUUCAUCCCGAUCAAUAUCCAUUUUCCAUGCUGGCCGAUUCCGAUCAGAGUGGAGGUGGUGGCGCCGGUGUCGUAGUCCAGGCCGUUUGUCCGUUCUGUUUCAAGGAUUGCAAACGGACUGCAGAGUUGCGAGCCCACAUUCGUGCCCACACUGGCGAGAAACCUUUUCGCUGCGACAUUUGCUCGGCCCCAUUCGCCCGCUCGGCCCAUCUCAAACGACAUCGCCGUGUCCACACGGGCGAACGGCCGUUCGAGUGUCACAGAUGCCAAAAGACUUUCUCCCGCCAGGAUAAAUUGAAACUUCAUAUGGAUCGACAUCGCCUGAGGGAUACAGGCGGUAAAAUGAUUGUCGGUCGACCGAAAAAGAUCGCAGCCAAGAAGAAUGACGAUCUGCUCAACAUCAAUCCGAGCACUUCAUCCGCAUCCAGUUCAACUCCGACACCGACAUCAGUGGAGUUGACUGGUAUGGGUCAGUUUGCUUUCCCAGGAGCGCCGGCUCGUUCAGGACCACCUCAGUCGCCUAACGGUUCCAACCGGACCACGACACCUUCGCCCGGGUUACCCUACAGCGACAUGAACUACUUUUCACUCCUGUCACUCUCCCAGCGCGGAUUGACCAUUUCUUCGGCCACUUCUCAACAACAGACGCAACAACAACAGUCUGACUUGCCCUCGCCCACUGUCCCCAAUUUGCUCACUCCGCAAGCGUUGCAGGAAUUGUCGCUCUUCCGGCAAGGCAAUUCGAAUUCGACUCGCGGCCGUCAACAGCGAUCGACCCGCAGUACAGCUUCUGCCACCGUAACAUCUAAUCGUUCCAGCAGCCGCAGUAGCGUCGAAUCCGCCUCGGAGACGCUCCUGAAUUUCGCCCAGCAAGUGGGCGAAGUUGUAUCAUCGACGGCACAAUCAUCUUGACCGACCUCGUUGUUGAUUGUGUAAAAAUUAACUUGGACCAAAUCCUCCCAACCAGAAAAAAAGUUAGUGCCUCCGACAUCAGCGGAUUUAUUAUCGACCACCAUCUUCACUCAACACACUUUCACCUUCUUCAUCGUCUAGCUUUUGUUUUUAUGUCUCAAAGCGUCGCCAAAUGAGUAUCAUCGUGUGCUAAUUUGCAAAAAAAUUUAGAUGUAAUUUUAGUUUUAACAGUUUUUCUUUCGACAGACCCUGAAAUGUUUGAACAUUUUCCUGGGGAAAUCCUGCUUUGAAUCGUAGCUUUUCGUUACAUCGUCGAUUGACGGGCGUGGACGCGUGCAAUAUCGUGUGCAAGAUGACCAAUUCUUUAAAAAAAUUUAUAAAAAUUUCUAUUUGGGUCCGUUAAAAAGUUUGAUCGUUGGAUCAUUUUGAUUUCAUUAUUUUUCUCCCCCUUUUAAAUGGUGUGCGGGUUUCCUGCGCCCCAUCACUCGCUACAAAAGACGUUGUGUCGGAGGAUCCAUUUUUUAAAAAAUUCUUUGUUUCCGCCUUUAUCCCUUUUUACUAAAAAAAAAACAAGCAAAAUGGCUUUAUUGUGUUCAAUUUUUCGACAAAAAUUCAUUUGAAAUUCACUUUUUGCGUGCUAAAGAUCCUCGGUCAUGUUCACACUUUCUACCAAAGGCUCGUCUCGUUGUGAAAACAAAAACCUCUCCUUAAAUUUCGGCAAAAAUCUUUUCAAUCCUAAAAAAAAAAGAAUCAAGUGUGCAAUGAUGCCAUUCAGGUUAAUCCUUUCCUAAAACAAAAAUCCUAAAAAUUCUGUUUUUUUAAUUUUUUAACACAGAUUCUUUUUUUUUGAAUAUUCGAUUUAACUUUUGAUUAGAUCUUAAAGAAAUAUAUUUUUUCUUUUUGUGUGUUUUUGUUCAAGAAAAUUCUAAUCGACACAGACGCUGUAGAAGCCUGUUAACGACCCCGUGACAAUUCUAAUUUUUGCAUUUUUUUCGUGUGUUACUAUUUGUGUCAUCCAAUUGAUUUCCCCGUCACUCCCCCUUUAUUUGUUUAGAUUAUUGUUUAGAUAUUUUUUGGCGCUAAAACGCCGUUGCGUUCAGAAGAUCUCUUUUUUUGAAUUCAUUUUGUGUAAACUCACGACCAAAAUUUUGAAAAACAUUUUCGGACCCGGGACCCUCCAAUCACACAAUCGAAUAGCUUUAAACUUCGAUGCCUGCAAUUUGUUUUUUUUUUUUUGCUUAUUUUUCACCCCCUCCCAAAAAAUUUGAAAAUUGUUUAAUGGAAAAAUUAAUUGUUUCUUCGUUUUUUAGAUAUGAAAAAAAAAAGAAAAAGUUUCGUCUUCAUACGUAAAUUUUUAGAUUUCGGCAAAAAAACAAAACAUUAUCCCAGUUAUGUGCACCAAAUAGCCCCACUUUCGUCUACUUUAUUUCGAUUUUUUUUUAUUUCAAAGAAAAAUCUAUUUUUCGUGUGUGCGUGUUUAUGCGAUUUGGCUGGCCAGUUUUUCAACGUGUUUUUCUUAAUUUUUGCAUAAUGUGGUGGCCUCUAAAAAGAGGAACCCGCUAAAAGAAAUAUGUCUUCUCUUACACACGUUUUCAUGUCUAGCGCAAUUAACCCUCUUUUUCUUUUUCUACUUGUCACAAUCAACUUUCAUUGAUUGUGAGUGUUUGGACGUGUGUGUUUCUCCGAAUGGACGAGUGUGUCUAAAACAGCAACCUAAACCUAAGCUCUUAUAACCCAAUGAUUUUUGUACGCCGUUUCGACCCCCCUUAAAAAAAAACACAAAAUUCACUCUAAUCGAUUUAUUUUGGCAAAGAAAAAAAAAUGAAAAAUUUAAAUUUUUUUAUGUACAGGAAAAAAAACAAGAAAUUUUUGAAUUGAAAAACCGCGAACCCAGUGCUUAUAGACAUAUUUGUAUACAUAUACAUCCCAAAAAUUUUUUGAAAAAAAAAAGAGAGAACAUUUUAUUAAUUGAUGGUAAAUUGUUCUAUGGGGGGAUUCAUUUUUAUUUCGGAAAUUCAUUUUCAGAAAAAGAAAAAUAAUUGUUCUCUCAUUUGAUGGGGAAGGAAAUUCCUUUUUUAUUAAAUUUCGAUUCGGCGUGUUUCAAUUUUCUUUGUUGUCAACGUGCAUCUGUGUGUGUGUGUGCUGUGUGUAAAAGUGUUCUUUACACGAUCGACUAUGGUCUUUUUUUCAUUUUAGACGUGUGGUUUGUCUGAAUGCCUGUUGAUGAGCAAUCAAGAGCAAUUUUCAACUAUAUGACGAUUCGUCCAACAUUUUAUCGUUUAUUUUCUUUGAUUGUCGUUUGUCGGGUUUCAAACAGAUUAAUAAUAAAAUUGAAAAAAAAAAUUAA